GUUUUCCCCCGCGGAGGGGGGGGGGGCAGAUCUUGACCGAGCGACCCCUUCCCUUCCUCCCCCGUAGUCGAGCGCGUGCCGGUGGCCAGACGAGCCUGUGCAGCCAGAUUUCUACAUGCAGGGACAAGCGUUCACUUGCGGGGGCUCGCGAUGACAGACCCGGACGUUCUCACGGAAGUCCCUGCCGCUCUGAAGCGCCUGGCCAAGUAUGUCGUGCGCGGCUUCUAUGGGACAGAACAUGCUCUGGCCCUGGACAUUCUGAUCCGGAAUCCCUGCGUGAAGGAGGAGGACAUGCUGGAAUUGCUCAAGUUCGACCGGAAGCAGCUGCGAGCCGUCCUCAAUACCCUCAAAGGAGACAAGUUCAUCAAGUGCCGGAUGCGAGUGGAGACGGCCCCGGAUGGCAAAACCACCCGGCACAACUAUUACUUCAUCAACUACCGCCUGCUGGUCAACGUGGUGAAGUACAAACUGGAUCACAUGAGGAGAAGGAUUGAGACCGACGAAAGGGACUCCACCAACCGAGCGUCCUUCCGGUGUCCUGUUUGCUUCAGUACCUUCACAGACCUGGAGGCCAAUCAGUUAUUUGACCCUAUGACAGGUCCGAUGGACCACUCCCAUUCCAGUGAGGCAGUCAAGGGGAAUUCUCGUGGAUGCCAAUGUCAUAUCUGCAUCUCUGUUGCGGUUUGUCCCGUUGUUUCCUUCAUUUGUCGUCCAUGUGUGCCUGCAGGUGGCCGAGACACGGAUAUGUUCCAAGAAGGGGAAGAGAGUCAAGGUGCUCUGGAUAAUAACGAGGAAGUGAUGCGCGCUCUGCUCAUCCAUGAGAAGAAAACGCCCUCCGCCUCUGUUGGCGCCCUGGGCGGGGCGGCACCCUUAUCCAGCGCCAACGCCAGCGAUUCCGAGAGCGAGACGAGCGAAUCGGACGACGACUCCCCUCCCCGGGCAGCCGCUGCCACGCUCUACAACCUAGUGGAGGAAGAUGACGACGAGUUUGAGGUGGUGACUGAAGACCCCACCAUCAUGGUGGCCGGCCGGCCGUUCUCAUACAGCCAGGUGAACCAGAGGCCGGAACUUGUGGCCCAGAUGACUCCCGAGGAGAAGGAACUCUACAUCGCCAUGGGUCAACGCAUGUUCGAGGACAUGUACGAGUAGCUUCCUUCUGCCUUGGCAACGCUCGCGGUCGACCGUCGACAAGAAGUGCGGGGAGGAAGGGAACGGGCAGAUGAUAUGUGCCCUUUCUCCGCCAAUCCAGUCAUUCUUUAGAGGUGAAAAAGAAAAGGGGGUCAGAGAGAGGACCAGAGAUGACGUGAAGGCCACAUUAUAUUUGUCUGUGAAUGAAAUCGAGGGUGGGGGCAAGGGGUCUAUGUUUUAAACAGAAAGGAGGUUGCGGGGGAGGAGAUCCAAAGCCCGCUGUUCCUUUGAGCUCUUGUGAUGGAAGCAGCUUUCUGCUCACCUUGGGAAGAGAAGCAAUCCAAGGACGACGAGGGAUAGCAUCAGACUCCCUCCUCUGCAUCCUCUUUUUCUUGCAGACAAUAGACUCACCCACAUGAGCAUCUGUGAGCAGAGCCGCGCACAACGAGUCCGCGUGUACGUCGGAGUAGGGGAGACCUCGCAAGGUCUUUCAGACAUGGCCAAGUGUUGUUGUUCUUCAUUGUUUCCUUUUUUGAUUCUCUCUGUGACCUUGUACUCCCCCCCCCCCACACACACAGUUCAGCCUGGAAAAAUCUGAAUACCUGUCUUGAAGAAGGGUCGUACAAAACAUUCCUUUUGUGUUUGUUGAAUUCUGAGAUAGCAGCCCCUCUAAAAUAAUAACCUGAGGACAAUUUCCUUGUAGAUAACCUGAAGAUGCUCUCCGUGUAGCUGUUGCGCUUUGGGGGUUUCAUCUGUAACAGCUCGAAGACAAGCAUGAUUUAAAUGUGUGUCUGUCCCCCCACAUAUGUCCUUUUAUUUUCCAGUAUACAUAUAUAUGUGAUAGUAACCGCAGAAAAUAGUUGCAAUCAUGGUAACUGGUGGCUGUUUGGCACAGAGCCGUUUGCAAAUUGUUCCUUCACAAUAAAGAGGCAUUAGGGACUGGUAGAUAUUUUAGAUUUUGCCGAAGAGUGGAGAAAUUGCCCAGAGACCAUAUUCCCAGCAAAGCAAUCUUGUAAAACACUCCUUUAAGAAUUCUUUUACAGGUAACUGACUCUUACUUCUUUGCUUACGUGAGCAAAUUCCCAUCCUUCUGUCUAAUCUAAUUAGCCAUAAUGGGUGUAAUUUUCAAACGAGAAGGCUCAGGGUUUUUUUUUAAAGUGUAGCUCUGCUUUAUUUCCCCCACCUCUUCCUGUCAGGGUUGCGUUCUUACGGUUCCCACCGUCCUCUGUGUAUCCGAACUGAGCCCCUGUAGUUCCCAGAAUGACACAAUGAAAAUUCUCUAAUGGGAUUCUUUCGACUCUGGGCACGUUGAAUGAGCAGAACCAAAGAACUCCAAGAAGGCCAUAAGAAAUAUUUUUCUCAUUCCUUACCUCUAAAUAAGAAUGCUGUUGCCUGAGGUUUGUGUGGACAUCAAGGUCAUUGUGUGUGUGUGGGGGGGGGGGGGGUUCUUAUUGAACAAGGAUUUUAUUUUUUAAAAAAUUAUGAAGAACGUUGUGGGAUUCUGAUGUUUAGCACGGCACUGUCUAAUUCAGGGGUGGCCAGCCUAUGGGGCUCCAGAUGUUCAUGGACUACAGUUCCCAUCAGCCCCUGCCAGCACGGCCAAUUGGCCGCGCUGGCAGGGGCUGAUGGGAAUUGUAGUCCACGAACAUCUGGAACCCCAUAGGUAGGCCACCCCAGUCUAAUUGAAUGUUUCUAGCCCUGCCUAUGCAAACGAAUCCCACUUUGUAAUUGUAACCUUUUUUUAAAAAAUUAAAAAUUACAAUUAAAAAAAUCGUGCAAGUCCCGCCCCCCCCCCCCCCGCUCCAAAAAAAGCGCUGGCCUCACAAAACAUUAGAGACAAACAGCUGGCCUGCUCAGUUCCCGCUCAUAUUUUACACAAGCCCCUUAAAUUUUCUGGGAGGACACAAACAGGCAAAGAUUCCGUUAUUACGCAAACGAAAUUCGCCCUGAUUUGUUGGGCCUGCGCAGUGCCUUUGGUGGUUUUAUUUUCAGGUGCUUCAUAGCUUUUAGUUUCUAACACAAAUACAGAAUGUGUUUGUUGGAUAUUAAAAUAAAGGAGGAGGAAAGACCACGACACAUCCGA
This is a messenger RNA of Sphaerodactylus townsendi, 3211 nucleotides long. It is a transcript of the gene GTF2E1, whose product is annotated as general transcription factor IIE subunit 1. The coding region runs from base 151 to 1149 and encodes 332 amino acids. The transcript is spliced from 3 exons. Gene Ontology annotation, biological process: transcription initiation at RNA polymerase II promoter; transcription open complex formation at RNA polymerase II promoter. Lineage: Eukaryota; Metazoa; Chordata; Lepidosauria; Squamata; Sphaerodactylidae. Gene Ontology annotation, cellular component: transcription factor TFIIE complex. The record is from RefSeq and is a predicted model, not a curated record.